Molecule: messenger RNA, 668 nt
Organism: Halteromyces radiatus
Lineage: Eukaryota; Fungi; Mucoromycota; Mucoromycetes; Mucorales; Cunninghamellaceae
Product: Spo7-like protein-domain-containing protein
Exons: 4
Coding region: 23-574 (183 amino acids)
Cellular component (GO): Nem1-Spo7 phosphatase complex; cytoplasm
Molecular function (GO): protein phosphatase regulator activity
Source: RefSeq, a predicted model, not a curated record
UUUUUUUUUUUAAUUUGAAACCAUGCAACACAUUCCUUCCGACAAUUCAACACCAGAACAUGAAGAAGCUACUUCAUCAUUAGAACAAUCUAAAGUUCAAGCCUCCAAACAUGCUGAUCAAGUAAUAUACAGAGAUCUUGUCAUUUUUGAAGAGCGUUUACGUGGAAACAUGAUACGACUUCAAAGACGAAAAAGAAAAUUUGAAGCUCUUUUAUGUUGUUUAUUACUUUUACUUGCCUAUUUCUUUUAUGCCGUUUUUGUCGAUCCCAGCAAAGCUUUCACCAAUCAUUUAUUGAAUACUAUGGCUUUAUUGAUUGCUGCAGGUAGUCUAGUAUUCUUUUAUCGAUCUGGCAUGUAUUCUGAAAAGAUCAUAUAUGCUGCCGAAUUUGUUCCUCAUUGUAAUCGUGCUUUACAAUCAUUCAACUUACAAUUCAAUAAGAAAGGUGAAUCUGGAGAACUCAGUUUUUAUCCUAUGAUACCAAAGCAACUACAAGAUGGAUUUGAUCGAUAUAGAAAACAAUAUCAUGCAAGAAAGAAAGCUCGACAACAAGCCAAUAAAGUCAAAACAAACUGAAAAUAGUUAGGAUGAACAGUUUUGUACAUAGGGAAAUAUAUAUAUAUUAGUUUAGAUGUAUACCAAAGUUUUCAAUAAAUAGUUAUUAACAUAA